Metarhizium robertsii ARSEF 23 is the source of this 963-nucleotide messenger RNA. RefSeq lists its product as uncharacterized. NCBI's taxonomy places the organism in Eukaryota, Fungi, Ascomycota, Sordariomycetes, Hypocreales, Clavicipitaceae. The record is from RefSeq and is a predicted model, not a curated record. The transcript has 3 exons. Bases 1 to 963 code for a protein of 320 amino acids.
AUGAACGUCAAGAAUUGGAACGACCGUGCAGACAAGGACUUGUUCUUCACCAUCUUGUCCGUCAAAAACAUUGGUGUCAUCAGUGGAGCGGAAUGGACCACCAUUGGCAACCACAUGCGAACCUUGGGCUACGGCUUCACCAAUGAGGGAUGUCGUCAACACUUUCAGGGUCUGCGCAGGUCUCAAAACAAGGCCGAGGCAAACGGCACUGCACCGGAGUUGUCUCGUCGUGUUGACCCAACCUUGAACCCCAUCACUCGACGACCAGGUCCGGGCAGAGGCCGGCCGAGGAAGCCUGAAACCGAAGCCGUGUCGCCCGUAGACGGAGGAAUCGGUCCUGCUUCUGCUUCCCUGCCUGCCCCUGCCUCUAUCGCUUCUACCGCCUCUGCCUCUGCCGCCGCCGCCGCCGCUGUUCACGCUGUUCACGCUGUUCACGCUGUUCACGCCGCUCAUGCUGCUCAUGCUCCCAGCAUAACUCUUAAGCAAGAGGAUACCGCAGACCAGCAGAGAGCUCAACAGCUACAACAACAACAAUACCAACAUCAACAACAACAUCCACUGCAACAACCAUCACUACAAUCACCACCACCGCCACCACUACAAUCACUACAACAACCACCACCACCGCCACCAUCACCGCCGCAACCUCUCAAGUCAGAGUCCAUCACAGAAACAACGCCAGAAUUCACUACACCGCCAGUAGAAGCACUGGCGACUGCGCCUGCGACGGAAACGACAGACGCUGCAGACGGGACGCCGGUAGUAGAACAGGACGGCGACGAUGAUGCUGACGCGCCAGAGGAACCUCCCACCAAGCGCCAAAGGUUAGAUACGCAGGAGCUGGAACAGCAACAGCCGCUCGACGACGAAGCCGUACUAGCACUGGCAGCACACAACGGCGCCACGGAGUCUGAUUAUCCAGAAGAAGAUGACAAUUAUAGCUAUGGGGACGAGGAGGUAUGA